This is a messenger RNA of Colletotrichum fioriniae, 648 nucleotides long. NCBI's taxonomy places the organism in Eukaryota, Fungi, Ascomycota, Sordariomycetes, Glomerellales, Glomerellaceae. The record is from RefSeq and is a predicted model, not a curated record.
AUGGAAGAGGCGCUUAAAACGCUACUUGAGCUGCUCUGGAAGGAUUGGCUGGAGGCGCCACUUGUGGUCGAUGAAGACAGUACUGUUGAUACAGACAAAGACAGUGAUGUCAAGCCCGAUAAUAGAAGCUCCGAGCUAGAUGAGGCGCUCGUUGAAGACACACUCAUGGUCGGCAGCAAGGUAGUCUUUUCCGCUGAGUUGGCUGUAGCUGACGAUAUGAUACUGGAAAUGCUAGAAGAUGGGUCCGAGAGGCUGUUUGAGCUGCUGCUGGAAGGUGGGCUCGAACCCGAUAUGGAAGAUACACUACUAGUCGACUCAGGCGUGGUAGCUGGAGUCGACGAUGGCUGGGAAGUUGAGGUCGACGAGAGCAAGUCUGAGCUAGAAGAAGAGCUCGUCGGGGCAGCACUCGUGCUUGACAGAAAGGUAUUCGGCUCGACAGCAUCAGUCGUACUUGUAGAGGGGGCGCUGGCGCUAGUAAGAGAUGUACUUGAGGUCGGCUCGAAGGUCGAAGAGCUCGAGGAUAUCGAGCUCGACGACGUUGACGAAAGGUCGGUCGAUGUCGACAUAGAGGUCGAGAGUGCCGCAGUUGGAGUUGUCUCAACGUAUACCUGCCAGCUUGAGUACCGCUGGGACCGAUUGAAGCAAUGA